Molecule: messenger RNA, 2002 nt
Organism: Melopsittacus undulatus (budgerigar)
Lineage: Eukaryota; Metazoa; Chordata; Aves; Psittaciformes; Psittaculidae
Gene: MGRN1
Product: mahogunin ring finger 1
Exons: 17
Coding region: 69-1679 (536 amino acids)
Biological process (GO): negative regulation of G protein-coupled receptor signaling pathway; protein ubiquitination; endosome to lysosome transport
Cellular component (GO): nucleus; cytoplasm; plasma membrane
Molecular function (GO): ubiquitin protein ligase activity
Source: RefSeq, a predicted model, not a curated record
GUACCGUGCGCCGCCGCCGCCGCCGCCGCUCUGCGUCCCCCGGCCCGGCCGCUCUGCUCGCGGCCGCCAUGGGCUCUCUGCUCAGCCGGCGCAUCGCGGGUGUGGAGGACAUCGACAUCCAGGCCAACUCGGCCUACCGAUACCCGCCCAAGUCCGGAAACUACUUUGCGAGUCACUUCUUUAUGGGAGGUGAGAAGUUUGACACCCCUCACCCUGAGGGCUACCUUUUUGGCGAGAACAUGGAUCUAAACUUCCUCGGGAACAGACCUGUUCAGUUUCCUUAUGUCACUCCAGCGCCACAUGAACCAGUGAAGACGCUGAGAAGUUUGGUGAAUAUCCGCAAAGACUCUCUCCGACUUGUGAGGUAUAAAGAUGAUGUUGACAGUCCUACUGAGGAGAAUGGAAAGCAGAAAGUCCUGUACAGCCUGGAGUUCACAUUUGACGCAGAUGCUCGUGUUGCCAUCACUAUCUACUGCCAGGCUACAGAGGAGUUUGUUGGUGGCAUGGCAGUAUACAGCACAAAGAAUCCCUCUCUGCAGUCGGAGACGGUUCAUUACAAGAGGGGGGUAAGCCAGCAAUUCUCUUUGCCUUCCUUCAAGAUAGAUUUCUCAGACUGGAAGGAUGAUGAGCUGAACUUUGACUUGGAUCAUGGCGUGUUCCCUGUGGUUAUCCGAGCAGUGGUGGAUGAAGGAGAUGUGGUGGUUGAGGUGACAGGUCAUGCCCAUGUUCUUCUGGCUGCAUUUGAAAAGCAUGUUGAUGGCAGCUUUUCCGUGAAGCCAUUGAAACAGAAGCAAAUUGUUGACCGGGUGAGCUAUCUGCUUCAGGAGAUCUAUGGCAUCGAGAACAAAAACAACCAAGAGACCAAGCCUUCAGAUGAUGAGAACAGCGACAACAGCAACGAGUGUGUGGUUUGCCUGUCUGACCUCCGGGACACCCUCAUUCUGCCCUGUAGACACCUCUGUCUGUGCAAUUCCUGUGCUGACACCCUGCGAUACCAGGCCAACAACUGCCCCAUCUGCAGGCUCCCUUUCCGUGCCCUGCUGCAGAUCCGGGCUGUGAGGAAGAAGCCGGGGGCUCUGUCACCAGUGUCAUUCAGCCCUGUCUUGGCACAGAACGUUGACCACGACGAACACUCUAGCUCUGACAACAUCCCUCCAGGCUAUGAGCCCAUUUCCCUGCUGGAAGCACUGAACGGCCUUCGCUCUGUUUCCCCCACCAUCCCAUCAGCCCCUCUGUAUGAAGAAAUCAACUACUCCGGUGUGGUGGAUGGGAUGCCCCCUGCGAGCCGACCACUUGUGGGCAUGGACAGAGCUGUGGAGAGCAGCCACCAAAAGGGCAAGAGGAGCAAGUCUCCAGAUAGCACACUACGGUCUCCCUCAUCCCCCAUCCACGAGGAGGACGAAGAGAAGCUCUCGGAGGACUCUGACUCACCGCCAGCACUGAGCGGGGCUGAGCUGGCCCUGAGGGAGAGCAGCUCUCCAGAAAGUGUGGCCGGGGAAGAGAUCGAGGAUGCCUUGUCCCUGCAGCAGGGCAGCCGCCCGCCCUCGCUGGAGGACGUGCUGCAGGACGGGAGCUGCGGCGAGCACAGGAGCCUGACACAGUCGGAGAACGACCCUCCCGUUGAUGUCUACCUGCCAGCACUGGGUCCUGAUUCCUGCUCUAUUGGUAUAGAGGAGUAAGCUGGCUCAUCAGACUUCACCAAGGUGCUCCCUGGCCGCAGCACCGGCAGCCCCACGCAGCCCCUUCUCUUUGAGCAGACGUGUCUUCACCUGGAGGAUGAGCAGAACCUCUCGUGAGCGGGGCCCGACCUCCCUGCCCCGGCCGAUGCACCCCCCCCCCGGACCCUACGUACUGCCUCUCCCCCCUCCCCAGCGGGGCUGGCCUGUCCUCACCGCCCCAGGGACCCACCGUUCCGGCUGUUCUGUAACAGACAUGCAUGUAUCCCACUGGCAGCGGCAACGGAUGGGGCGGUGGGUAGGGCUGGCGGCAUGGUUUUACAUGG